UCGUAGUUGAAUGCAUUUGUUCAGUACGGCAUGCGCGUUCGGUGUAUGUAGAUAGUUACGUGUGAAUGUGCCAAGCAAUGACGUCGAAUGCAAAUAAAAACAGUACGGCCUUAGUGACAUGCGACCAAUUCAAAGCGCUAUUGCGGGAGAAUUUUCAAGGUUUCGAUGAACUUUUGAGUUUUUCAGCAGUACGUGCCUUGGAUGAUGGCGAAAACUACAUAACAACAAUUAUAAGAAUUUGCGCUGAUAUGAGGCUGAAGGACGCUAGUGAACAGCAAGUACAAUUUAUAUUGAAAGUCCCCUUACAGCUGAAGCAAAACAAAGAGUGUGAAGAGAAAGAGCAACAGGGGCAAAGAGAGAACACUGACGUGGAUGAUUAUCAUGAACUUUUCGUCACCGAAGUGGAUAUGUACGACAACAUCGUGCCAGAGCUGGAGGAGUUAUAUGCAAAAAUGGGAAUAUUAGUGCAAUUCAAAGCGAAAAAAUAUAAAUUUGCACAUGAAAUGAGCUGCAAUUAUGUUCUUAUGGAAGAUCUGCAGUUGAGAGGAUUUGAAACGGCGCGUCGCCGAGAGGGGCUCGACGUGGUGCAUACGACGGCCGUACUUGCAAAGCUAGCCCAGUGGCAUGCAGCCUCUGCGAAGAGAGUUGAACUAAAGGGUGCUUACCCGAAGGAAUAUGUGGAGAGCUACUUUUCGCAGACGCAUUUGGAAUUUAUCGCAAAAAUGAACGCAGCAUUCAAUGAGCCUUUCAUUCAGUGUAUGGAGAGCUAUGAUUUGAUGGUCAGAGAGAAAGAGAUUAUAUUGAAUUACAUGCGAAACAUGAAUGAGUUAUACCUGAAAUUUGGCAGUGUGGAUGCACAAGCCUUCAACGUCUUGAACCAUGGCGACUUUUGGAUAAACAACAUCAUGUUCCAGCACGAUGACGAUGACAGAGCGGUAAUAAAGGAGGUGCUAUUUGUUGACUUUCAAUUGCCCAAAUACGGAACUUUCGCCAUGGAUUUGUUCUGCUUUCUGAUGACCUCACCACAAUGGCUCAUAAGACUAAGGAACUUCGACAAUUUUGUACAGUCCUAUUAUCUGGAACUAAUAAAAAAUCUGAACGUGCUGCAAUAUAAGAAACCAAUGCCAACCCUCAAAGAGCUGCAUACGCAACUGGAAAAAUAUGGUUUGUGGGCAUUUGUUUGUGUUCAACGCAUGCUUGCUGUGGCUUUACUGGACCCCCAAGAAAACUCCAACAUCGAAACUUUCAUGAGUAACAAUGAGGAGGGAAAAGCGUUCAAGAAACGUAUGUUUUACAAUCCCCAAUAUGUUUCCCAAGUGAAGGAGAUUUUGCCUUGGCUGAUAGAGAAAAACUAUCUGCACUGCUUGACACAAAUCUUGGCAAUUCGUAAGAUUUAUGAGCGUCGGGCGAAAAUGUCGGCAAAAGAAGAAAAUAAUCACAAAAAUGGGACAUUGGGCAGCAAACCAAGUGAAAAAAAGAGUGACGCUACCAACGGUGAUGGUCCUACAGUGCCGGACUGGUUGAAAGCUGAAUUAUUCAACGACUUCCUGAAGGGAAAUAUACCAGAGUUUAAAGAAAUUAAGAAUUUCAAAAUAAAACCUGCAGUAGCACCGGGCGAGAACUAUACCACCCUAAUGUUGCAAAUCGAAAUCGAAAUCUACACACAAUCUGGCAAGCAGAAGACGCUGUCUUAUAUGAUGAAACUGCCUAUCGAUUCGCUUAAGGACUUAAUGGAGAAUUAUGACGUCUUCGGCAUUGAAUCCACCAUGUACUGUUCAGUGGUGCCCGAAAUGGAGCAGAUGUAUCGUGAUGCAGGUGUCGAAGUGAAAUUCGGUGCACGAUAUUAUGACAUUCGGCCACCAACAGAAGCUGCUAUCAUAUUGCUAGAAGAUUUGCGCCAGCGCGGCUUUAAGAAUGUCAAUCGGCUUCAAGGGCUCGACAUGGAGCACACAAAGUGUAUGCUUCGGAAACUUGCUCAAUGGCAUGCAGCGUCUGCGACGCGCGUCCAGUUCAAAGGUCCCUACCCAAAGGCUAUAACAAUUGGCUUCUUCUUAGAGGAAUACUACGAAUCGACGAAGCAGAUGUAUGAAAAUCUAGGCAAAGCAUUCAUGAACAGCGCAAGGACGUUGCAAGGCAAUGAGGAAUACAUCGAAACCUUGGAGAAAUUCAAUUUGGAUCAAUUUGCUAGACUCUUCAAAGCCAGCAAGUUCGAUCCGAAUGAGUUUAAUGUAUUGAACCACGGCGACUGCUGGUCCAACAAUGUCAUGUUUCAAUACGAUGCGUUUGGAAAAAUCAAAGAAACAUAUUUCGUGGACUAUCAGCUACCCAAGUACGGCUCACCAGCUCAAGAUUUGUAUUACGCUCUGCUCUCCUCAACAAGUUUCGAAUUGAAAGUAAAACAAUUCGACUACUUUAUCAAAUUCUAUCACGACAAUUUAGUAGAGAAUCUGACGCUGUUGAAGUACCCCAAGCAAAUACCCAAGCUGAGGGAUCUGCACACACUUUUGCAUAAGCACAACAUUUGGGCUUACGCGACAACCAGUGGAGUUAUGGCCGCCGUACUGCUGGAUCCCACCGACAAGGCUAAGCUCGAAAGUAUGAUUGAGGAAAGUGAAGCUGGAGAUGAUUUCAAGAAGCAAUUGUUCGCAGGUGCGAGAUUUCGUAAGCAUGCUGAGGUCAUCUUGCCAUGGCUACAUAAUCGCGGCGUAUUGGAGUGCUGACCUACAUACAAAUCACCGAGUUCACAUUUUGUUUAACGACCACUUUAUCUGUGCGAUUUUUAACUGUUAUUUGCUGUGUAUUGUGUAAUAAUGAAAAAAAAAAACA
Messenger RNA from Anastrepha obliqua, 2826 nucleotides. RefSeq lists its product as uncharacterized. The record is from RefSeq and is a predicted model, not a curated record. NCBI's taxonomy places the organism in Eukaryota, Metazoa, Arthropoda, Insecta, Diptera, Tephritidae. Bases 66 to 2720 code for a protein of 884 amino acids. The transcript is spliced from 8 exons.